AUUGGCUCAGUGUGUGUUCAGACUGCGAGCGGAAAGGCGGCGCGUUACACAUUGUCAAGUGUUGUGUUGCUGUGUGUGUAAAUACCAGGUUGUAACGAAAACAAAUUUUCUUGGAAUAGACAAUGGGAUUUAAAUCAGUAUAGCGCAUCACCAAGUUUCCUCUCUUUUGCUGAGUAACGACAUUACACCGAUGUUCAUGGACUGGCGCAACCUAGUGUCGGGGUUUGGACGUCGGGAGACACCAUGAGGGUAACAACAGCUGUGGAUCCGAUGGCGACAGACGCCGGUCUGCCCCUACGACAACACGACGAUGUCGUCAUGACAGACGAAGUCGAAGAUGGUGAGGCCAAUCGGCAACAACAGAACCCCGGCCAUCUCGCCACCUUGACUAACGGACGCGCUGAGACGUACGACGACAGACUUGGUAAAGCAACUGUCAACGGGAUCUCGAAACCCAGUAAGGCAGAGACGACGACGACUCCUGGUGGUGAUCUCAUAGUAGCUAAUGGCAACAGCAACCACUCAACGCCCAAGAAACUACAAGCCAAGACUGAUUCCGCUGCUAACCAAUCACCCAGCGUGAAUGGCAGCUGUGCUGUGAGGACAAAUGGAGAUGCUCCAUGCUGCAAUGGGGUGCUGACAAAUGGGGAUGGGGGUAAGAGGCAGCUGGAUGAAGAUGAAGACCACGACCACCUGGCAGCUGACUGGGACCGCACGGUGACAGGUGUUAAGGAGCAGGCUUUCGCUCGUCUCCAGGAGGAACUCAAUAAGGCACACCAGGAGCUGAGACUCAGGGAUGAGGAGGUGAAUCGACUCAGUCGCAUUCGGGAGGAAGUGGAGGCAGAACUGGAGGAACUCACUGCCAGCCUGUUUCAGGAGGCACACAACAUGGUCCGCGAGGCCAACGUGCGGCAAGCCACAGCAGAACGUGGCCUCAAAGAAAGUCAGAUGCAGAUAGAGGUGCUCACUGCAGAGGUGGCAGCUCUCAAGACACUGGUACUGACUUCAACUCCCAGCCGCCCCAAUCCCCACCUGCACCCUCAGAUUGACCUCAGAGGUAACAGACCCAAGGACGAUUCCACACUCUCAGGAGUUGGCUUAUUCACCAGAAAGCACAGGCGUUCACCGUCUCAUUUCAACCUCAAGUAUGGCCGAGAGAACUCCCCUCCAGAAUCACCAGUCAAAGAGCAGAGACCUGUGCCUGAACCUCUUGAUAACAAAGAAGGGUGCGAGGUCGACCCCAACGUGCACAAGGAAUUUGUGGCGUGGAAACAAAGUCCUCACGUGGACAAGUCGGACGCGUUCAUCGCGAGGGUAUACGACGAGGACAUCAACCUGUGCCUCGACUUCAACAACAAGGACCUGGGGGCCAGGGUACGGGAUGCCGUCGAAAGAGGCAACAUCUUCAUAGAGGCUGUCAGCGACAAGACGAAGACCGUCUUCCCCAAGAAAUGUGCCCUGCUGGAAGCACCACGCCAGUGUCACUACCGGAUGAGGCUGGGGGACCAGGAACAGUGGCACUGCAUCUCACAGAUCUGCAGGAACAGGAUAAUUGCAGUGUGCGACUUUCUCAACUACUUACGUUACAUCGAGAGGGGCUUAGUCAAAAGCUCAGUGCAUGAUGUAUACUGGGAGGUGACUCGCCUCAGGAAAGAAAUGGUAUUGGCUCGGCUGGGACUCGCCCUCUCGCUGUAGGAUAGGAACGGAGAAGUGAGUGAUAUAGAUGCCAUCCAAGGUGCAACUGGGCUGCUGGUGUCGGCAAAGGGAUUCGAUAUACUGACCAAAGAGUUACGAAUUAUGUGAUGUAAUUAUUAUGAUGUAACUUCCAAGACCUGUAUGUGCACCUAGAAAUGAUGGACUUCCGUUGUACUUCAACAUUUUACGGAUGUCGUACAACUUGCAUUUGUGUUACUGUUUUAUUAAUACAUUGUUAUAUAAGUAGGCUUUGAGGUUCCUACAGCAUUGAUUAUGAAGACGGCCAUCUUCUGGGUUGUUGCAUCAUGUAGUAUGGUUGAACUUUACGUGUUUCAGAGGUCCUUGCUGCCUUCAUCAUCUGGGUGAUGUUGGAGGCAGCAAGGACUUCUAAAAUGUGUUAAUAUUCUACCCGAUUACUCGGUAUUACAACAAUUCUUAUAUAGAUUAAAAUGUGGAAGUAAUGAAACUUGAGUCAUCAUUUCCAGGCCUCCCAUUAGAAGCGUAGAAAAGAAAAUUACAAACUUAAAUGUUUUUCAUAUAUUCUGAUGUAUCAUAAUCUAUUCCUGUUAUGACCGAAAUAUUUCCCUGUACAAAGUUAUAUGUAAAUUUGUUGUUGAAUAAUAUAUUUACUGUUCCAGAAUACCGAACACAAAACAGUGUUGCGAACCCAAAUGUAGCGUACUGCUUUUAGUACCCCAACUAUAAUGUAGCUUUGUUUCAAACGCUGUUAUAUUUUGAAGUCUUCCAGUGGAAAAAUAAAUAAUUUUAAUUAUUGUGAAAACUAGAAGCCUAUACUGAGUGUUUAAUGCCAUUUACAUUAUAUGCAUGUAAUCAGAAGAAACGGAAACAGAUUUGCCAUACGUGAGCCAGCAAUGUCAAUAGCUUCAUUGACACGACUCGCAGAUUUUACAUAUGUCAGUACAAGGCCAUUCCUGUCAAGGAAAUGGGAUUUUUCAGCAUAGAAAAUGUUUUAUUGGUAAUUGUGUCAUAUGAUAUCAAAACUGAUUAGUAUCGAACGGUAGGAAACCUGUCUCAAAAAAGUUUGGAAAAAUAACAGAAAUUUCUAACCUAGUUUCACUUUAUGGGGUAGUCUUGAAUAACUACAUGGCAACUGAUUGUGAGAGGUCAUACAGAAAAAUGGAAUACCAUGGUAUGAUGGUUUUGUGCGGUAAUUCUGUAUUUACAAAAAAUAAGAGGAAAUGUUAUUACUGAAAGUCAGGAUAUCACGACUGUAUCCGAGUGGUGCCAAAAUAUUUAUUGGAUGACCUCACUGGCACGAGAUAAUCUUCUCGGGGACACAAUGUCGCCUUUGGAUACCCCUGAAAUCUACUGAAUUAUGCUUGCAUGAUGUUCCUCUUUGAAACCACUUCAGAAAUUUCUAGUGCUGGAGAUGCAAUUAUGGUUCGGACUAGGGGUUUCUACUGUAAUUGUAAUUAGUUUCAUUCAAAAAUUAAAUAUACUGCAUGCACCGACUUUCAGAUGAUUUUCCCUCUUUCUGUAAAUACUUCAGGCCUACGUAUGGACUACUCUGAUCUACAGUCAUGACACUAAUAAUAUUAUUGGAUAGCUCUAACUUCUAUUAUCAGCCAAGAAGAAAAGAAAUCGUGUAUUCCUCAUUCACAUGUGAUGAUUUAUAAAUUCACUACAAAAACCACAGUGACCAACGGAUCACAUAAAAAUUGUCAAAAGCGAGGAAAUUAAAAUCAAUGACGUAAUCAACAAUAACAAUCCAGAAGGCAUACAGAUUGCACAGAGGCAAAUAUAAUCUUAUUCUAACUUCAGUUCUAGACGGAGGUAAGUGGACAGCUUCAUGCUCCGUCUUCCUUUAUUCAUAAAAUAAACAGCCCUUGGUAAAAACUGACAGAGUGCCAGAGCCAUUAUGUACAUUCUCUCUCACCGAGAAUCUACUGCGGAAAAUCAAAAACCAAAUUUCUUAGGACGUACUGAUGAAAAAAGAUUGGUGGGAAUCACCAUUUCAAGACUUAGUACGUGUAAAUACUGCGAACCUGUUACAUGUUUACCAACUGCAAAAGAAUAGUUUCUCUCACAGAUUUAAUGCAUUUGAUAAACCUCUUAAUAAAAGUUAGAGCUUCCUUUAUGUUAAGCAUGGCCUAAUAUAGGAGGUACAAAGAUAUCAACAAUCCGCAUACCUUGAAAGAGAUUACACUUGCAAACCUUCCGACAGUUAAGAGGCUGCCAGUACUGGUGCUACACUCUACAGCUGUCUACUAAAACACAAUUAAUAAAGGUUUCUACACAAAUAACUCAAAAUGUAACAAAUGGGUAACUGUGUUGUGCCAAAAUGUUUGCAGCAGAGAAAUAAAUAGUUUGUAAAUAACACGGACACAGAAAGACAGUAGUAAAAAGUACAAGAUCACGUCUGUAUUUACAAAUAAUGUAUUUUUACUGUAUAACCAUGAUUUGUUAAUGGGGUAAAAAUUCUCACUCGUCAGCUAACCACAGUUAAAUCCAGUUAUUCCCGUAAGUUAGCAAGCCGCUGCUUCAAGUACCUUGUUUUAAGAUACUGAGCUAUGGAAAUAUUCUACGAAUGAAAAUAAUCCUGUCCGCAGACAUCAGAUACCGAAAACAAAAUUAUGUUCCAGAUGAAAAGAAUAACGCAGCAUUACUCAAAAUGUUAAAUUCUGAAGGUCUCCAGAAAAGUAUGAGAUUUCUCCUUUCACGUGAAAUUAAUUAUGUGCAUUUAGCAUAAGAAAAGAGAGAGAGACAAAUAUAUAUUUAAAUUAAAUUAAAAAGUGCAUUUCAUUCUGCUCCAGAUAUCAAUGAACUUAAAACAGGGUCAGAGUGUAUAAGGACAUGGAUGUUAUAAAAUACGUGCAUUGUAACCACUGUAAAAUAAUACCAGAUCUCUAAGAGGAAAUUCAAUAAAGAUAUUACUAUAAACCAA
Molecule: messenger RNA, 4600 nt
Organism: Zootermopsis nevadensis
Lineage: Eukaryota; Metazoa; Arthropoda; Insecta; Blattodea; Termopsidae
Product: guanine nucleotide exchange factor for Rab-3A-like
Biological process (GO): exocytosis
Cellular component (GO): Golgi to plasma membrane transport vesicle
Molecular function (GO): guanyl-nucleotide exchange factor activity
Source: RefSeq, a predicted model, not a curated record